Paramecium pentaurelia is the source of this 791-nucleotide messenger RNA. NCBI's taxonomy places the organism in Eukaryota, Ciliophora, Oligohymenophorea, Peniculida, Parameciidae. The record is from the annotation of a GenBank genome assembly.
UGAUGCAAACUUUAAGACAUUAUGAAGCUAUGGCUGAAGAAGUUAGAAAAAUAAUGAUAUCAGGAAAGCCUAUUCCACCAGAUUAUUAGGAGGUCAUUGAAGAAUUCUUACCAACAGAAGAUAAAUAUCCUUCUAGAAGAGUUAUUACUGUGUAUGAAUAUCCAGACAGCAAUCCAGCUCUAUUUUUGGAAAAUAAAAGGGGAUUUCGAUUGUAAUUCAUGUUUCUUUUCCUUUCAAACGAAUUGGCUGCUUAGUAUAGAUUUUAUUCAAAUAGAUUUUAUGAAGAUGUUAUGAACAAUGGACCUCUUAAAUGGUAGAUUGCAAGAUUCUAUUUAGAAGUGGCAGAUAAUAUGGUAUUUAUAAAGACCAGAGGACAAAGGGCUCCAAAUAUGUUGCAAAAAAUUCAGCAUGGAAUAUAGACUCAACCUUUAUGUGUGUUUCAUUUUAAUUUGAAAAUGAGAGUAUUGUUAUUUAUAAUUUUUAAGACUCUUUUGCAUAUUUUGGAAUAAGGUAAUUGGUGUAUUAGAGUUGUAUGGGGUCCUGCUGUUGAUGUACCUUUACAUGGUGGAGAUGCAGAAAAAGUAGAGAAUAUAAUUGCAAAAACAGAACCAAAAUUAGAAAUAUAAAAGAAGGAAGAAAUGGAAUAAGAAGUUAUUAAGAAGAUAUAAAUAAAUGAAGAGGAGAUCAAAAGCAAGAGUUCCUUUUACAUCAAGCCUAUUGAAUAUUAUAGUAGAUUGGCAUAAUAAACAGUAUAGAAAUUGAAAGAAGAGAAUUAAAAGAAGAAAGCAUGA